This is a messenger RNA of Centropristis striata (black sea bass), 4887 nucleotides long. Its product is annotated as dynein axonemal assembly factor 3-like. The transcript is spliced from 13 exons. Gene Ontology annotation, biological process: motile cilium assembly; axonemal dynein complex assembly. The record is from RefSeq and is a predicted model, not a curated record. Bases 17 to 1465 code for a protein of 482 amino acids. NCBI's taxonomy places the organism in Eukaryota, Metazoa, Chordata, Actinopteri, Perciformes, Serranidae.
UCAUCAACCUGUAAGGAUGAGUGCUGGACGAGCACCUGAGGGCGCCGGCUGCAUCACCUGGUGGGGCUUCAGUCCUGCGCGCGACCUCCUGAGCACAGGCCCUAUGAGACCUAAAGGGGACACCAACGUUUUACUGGUUGGCUGUGGAGAUCCACGUCAUAUUCUGAAGAUGAUUUCUGGUUUGCAGAACAAAGAAAGUCUUCAUGUGUGGGUGAUAGAAAACAGCAUGGAGGUGGUGGCCAGACAGCUGCUGCUCCUCUACCUGGCACUAGUGCCAAAGGAAAGCAUGGGAGAUAAUGAGAAAACAGAGGUUUUCCUGGAGGUGUUUGGUAACAGUGAGAUCCGCAGUCAGACAGAAGAAACACUGAGACGUGCAGCAUCGCAGCUCUCACUGUUUGUUACUGAAACACUGGAGACAGCCAUGCACCCCUGUCUGAACACAACUCUUCUCAAGUUCAAGGAGCGAGAUGACCUGGCCAGGAUUUUCAAGCUGUGGCUCCAGCCUCGACCUUCAUCCUCCUCCUCUCAGUAUGCCACCCCUAUCUUAAUGUCCAAAGCCUGGGAUUAUCGGGUCAGGCUGCACCUUGGAGCACGAUACGACUCAAAGAAGGGCUGCUUCGACUGGGACCUUACAAUGAAACUGCACGAGAAAGGGUGUGGUGUCAUCAACAAACAUCAGUACGCACAGUGGAGGGAACGGGGAUUGGCUUUCCAGAUGAGGGAAGGCGACUAUAAAAUAACCAAUCCAAGUCUGCUCUCUUCAAGAGUGUUCAGUCAGAAAGGGGACAAAGUGGCAGUCAGGGGCUACUGGGGAGACAUUGUUUCCAGCCCUUACCUCUCCUUUGGCAUUGAAACUGAUGACACAAGCCUGCUGAAGACACAGAAUGGGCAACACAUCAAGACAGCCCAGGAUAUCUCCUUUGCAAAUGUACAGGAAUUGUUCCAGUCCCUGUCCAGCAGACGGGGCUGCCCCACCACUUCUCAGUCAGAGGCAGAGGAGCCAUCCCAAGAGACUGACCCAAAAUCUGUCACCAUUAAUGAGUUGAUGCAUUUAAAUGGGAUCUCUGUGACCUUCCUGCCUAUGGACUCACUUCACAAACUGCCAGAAAAACAGAAAUACGCACACUUCUUUAACACCAUCUACUUUUCUGCCAGCUGCGUGCACCAGUUGGGCCCGACGAUGAGACAGAUUGCAGCACCAGACGCUGUGCUUGUCGUGGAGUUGGCCAAGUACAUUCUGGAUCUGAACAAAGACCAAGAAGCAGGCUUUGCAAAAAAAGUGGCGAGCAUUGCUCUGGAGGCUGGAUUUGAGCCAUGGCGUGAAGGGAAGAAUGAUGACGUCCAGGCUGUUUUCACACCACAGAGGAAUUCACUUCCAGCGUCCUCCGACCUUCCCCUUACCGUGGACUUUUUUGCUGUAUUGAGACAAGAAAAAAAAGCACAUACAGAUUAUGAACAGCUGUAGUUUGCACAGAAAGUGUGACUGAUUGACAAUGAGUUUAUGUUCAUUAUCUGAGAUGUCCUUUCUGUGCAUAAAGUGGCAGAGUGCUGUGAGUUUCCUGUGUCAUUGCGACUUUUGCCAUCUGUGGUCUGUUUGCAUAGUCGAUGCAAAGUAGCUGCAUACAAUGCUCUACAGGCAUGAAGACUGUUUCACGGUAGAUUGUGACAAGCAGAGUGACUCACAAUUUCUGAGCAUGUUGGAUUCUGUUCAGGAGGACGUUGAUCUGGGGAGAAAAAAAAGAAACGUAAUCUAAUGUCAUAAAUAAGCCAUUUUUAGAACAGCAGUUUUGUACAUUCUCAGCUUAACAGCUCACCUCAUACUUCUGCCUCUUCGUCUUCUCAGUCAGGUCAAACUUCUCUGACUCCAGCAGGUAAAUACAUUCCCACAUCUCCUUGGCUCUCUCUCUAAAACACAGCAGCAUUAGAAAUGAAAGAUGACAGAAAUAUGCACAAAUAUUAAAUAUUUUACUGUUUUAGGCAGCUUUUAUUGAUAUAUGCCAGGCUUACCAAGCUGGCCUUCCUUCAACAUGGAACUAGUUUUCUUGAACAAUUUAUUUAAAAUGUACCCAUAUCUACUAGCAACUCAAAUAAAUAAAAAUGUAUUACAGGCGACAUUAUGUUCAUUUUAAGGUUCAUACUCAUAUUUAGGGUUUGUACAACAAAAUGUUUACAUGCUUUGGUGUUGAAAAACCACAUUAUUUUUCUCAUACUGUCUGUUUAAAUGUACCUGUAUUCACCCUCAGUCUUAAAUGCUUCGUUUUAGUGCCUGUCUCUUUAAGCCCCCAUCCUGAGAAAAGCUCAAUCUGCUCUGAUUGGUCAGUGUUUCUGGGUCUUCUGCAUCUGCACUCUUAGUGUUUCUGCACCAUCAUUGCAGCUGGGGAAUGACUGUAGCAGCACUUUCUAUGUGUAUAUAGUAUAGUUGUGACAUCACAUCCUUGUAGAGGUUGUGAUCACUCGUUUAAAAGGCACAAUUUCUGAAUACAGGGUGUGUACAAUUCUCUUCAUGGAUUAGGCAUUUUGAUACCUUCACAUAUUUAUAAAGCACCUAGACCUGUUUAACGGGCAUGAAAAAAAUCCCACGUUUUAAAAUAUGGGACCUUUAAUGGGCCUUUAACUGACCUCAGGCCGUCCUCUCUCAGGUUCUCAAUUGCCAGGGGCUUGCGUCUCUCUGCCAGGGUCUUCUUCUUGAUUUCCCUUGCAGUUUGCUUUUUGCCUCGCCUUUGCUCUGCCUGCAGGAAACAAACACUUUCUAGGAGGAUCAGACACACAUGAACUCUGAAAUCACACAGUGACACAUCUGCCUGUAAAUGCAUUACCUUGGCCAGGAACCCUCCAAAGUGAGCCCCCAUGUUGGAGAGCACUUUCUUCUUCUUGGCUUCAUCCUCUGCCCUCUUCUUCGCUUCUUCGUCCUCUUUUCUCUGCCUCUCCUCCUGAGGAAGUCAUCUUCAGAUGAUUACUGCUCUUUAUCAUGCUUAAAGACAGAAUAUUGUAAUCUGAGCAGAUUAUUUAUAUUUAUCGAUUAAAAAACAUACAUAGAAUAAUGUAAAAUGUCAAUUACCGCAAUCCGUGUCUGUCUGUCCCGCUCUUUUUCAGCCCUAACACGCUGCUGCUCAGCUCUCUCUGCCCGACGACUCUCCUAUAACAGAAAAGCGGGACUUUUAGACAAAUACAUGAGACACGAAUGGACCAACAGUUGGGAAAACAUCAUGGAAAGUGCUUUACAAUCCUGUCUUUGAGUCCAAUCAGCUCCUCUUCCUCUUUCUUCCUCUGCUCAAAGUGGACAUCAAUCAGAGUCUGCAGCUCCAGCAGAUCUUUCUCCAUCCUUUUCCUAUGGAUAUCCUUAAAGGGAUCAGUGCACAUCAAGAUUAUUUAACAGCUUGUUUUUGCGCUGUAAUUGUUCCAUUAACAACAUCUUGACAGAACAUACAUCAAAGUCAACCCUCUCUCCCUCCGGGAUUUUGGGGGCAGCGAGCUGUGUGACCGGCCUGUAAAAUACCAAAAACGUGAAGCCAUAUCAACAUACACAAUUUAUACUUCUUAGUCGUAAAAUAUGACAAUACUUAUUUGAAUGUAUAUAAUUUCCACUUCCUCUUACUUGUAUUUGGGGCGUUCUUCUUCAAUAUGACAGCAGAACAGCAACAAAAAAGUGAAUCAAUUCAUUUUUUAUAAACAGGAGUUUGAAAACACAACAUAAGCAACAAAUUCAAGUUUAACUCUUUAGAGGCAGGAAGGGUAUUUUAAAGGGGACAUUCUAAUUUUCAUGUCCAUGCAUUUUGGGUUUCUACUUGAACAUGUUUACAUACUUUAAUGUUUUAAACAUAUUUUUAUCUCAUACUGUCUGAAUAUUAAUGUAUUCACACUCUGUCUGUUUUGGUGCCUGUCCCUUUAAGCCCCCCAUCCAAAAGAGCCAAGUCUGUUCUGAUUGGUCAGUGUUUUCAUGUGUUCUGCAUCUGCACUCUCUCUCUGCACCGUCAUUGCAGCCACUCUUGCUGCAACUUUACAGAAGUCCUGACAGCUUGUUUAAAGGCACAGUUUCUGAAUACGGACUGUGUGUAUUUUGAUACAUUCACAACUUGUAUAGCACCUGUAUGUGCAAUAUGGAAACUUUAACACUUUAAAAAUCCCGAGUUCAUCGCCACUGUUCAUAACCAAGACCUGUUUAUUGUUCCUUAAAACAUGUACUACAUUUGUGCUCUUAUUGUGCAGGGGAAUAUACGAUUAGAUCCAUUUAAAUAUAUAUUCAAAGUUCCUGUGUUUUACUAUGCAAAUGAUGUUGGAUAUUUGCAUAAAUAUGUAAACACUGGAUAGCAACAACUCAAUAUUUGCAUUUUGGAAGGUUCUUCUGUGCUUUCACUGACAGGCUUCUGUUACAGCUUGUACUUGUUAUUUCAAAGAUUUUAGUCUAUUAAAGUCCAUCAUCACAGUCUCACCUCCUUCUCCCUGCUCCUCAUCUUCUUCUGGAGAAAGAAAGAGUGACACAGUGACUGAGAUAAGAGAAACGAUUAAACUGCGGCUUUACUAAAUGAAAGAGUGAAUGUCCUUACCUUCCUGAUGACCUCUAAAAAAAAAAAUGAAAGAAUACAUCAGACCUAGCAGAAGCUUGUGAACUAUGCAUGUAGAAAAGUUCAUAAAUGAGAAAAAAGGUAACCUGGACCGGAUUGACUCACCCGUGAUCUUCAAAUUCCGACAUGAUGACACUGGAGAGAAAAUCAUAAAUACAAAGUCUGUGUCAGUAUUAGCCCAAUAUAUGAAUGAAACAAAAUGUUGUAAUUACAUGGAGGCAGAUGAGCAGAGAAAAUUAAAAAGUUUCCUCGUCACAAUUCCUUGUCAGCUCAUGUCUGUGAGACUGUAAUUGGGACAAAACAGUUUUUUUCUGAGUAAGUUUGC